AUGUUCAGAAAGAAGGUGGAAGAAGUGUGCUCUCCCAUCCUGACGUUCUGGGCCCAGGCAACUGUGGUGGAUAUUGAUGCCAUGAUGAAAAAAUUCAGCAGCAUCCUCUACACACUGACCGUUGUACUCGGCAUCACGGGGAACUCUGUGGUGAUCUGGGUGGCUGGAUUCAAACUUAAGCUGACAGUCACCAACGUGUGGCUGGUGAACCUGGCGAUAGCAGACCUGAUCUUCUGCUUCACAUGGGUUUUCUCCCUCGCUCAGAUGCUCUUCUUUGACCACUGGCCUUUUGGCCUCUUCGUCUGCAAGUUCUAUGGCUUCUUCAAAUAUACCAACAAGUUCUGCUCUGUCUUCCUGCUGGCUGUGAUCAGUCUAGAUCGAGUGCUCUGCAUCUGGCAGCCCGUCCUCACAAAGCAGCGACGCACCAUGUGGGCAGCGAGGGUGGUGGCAGUCUGCAUCUGGAUCGUGGCGAUUCUUUUCAGCAUUCCCUAUGUCAUUAAUUGUCAAAUGUACAUGGACAACAAAAACUUGAGUUGGUGUUCUGUGGACCCAAUAGAGAAUCCAGAGGGGUACAACAGCACCAAAGUAGCUCUCUACUCCAUCCGCUUCCUGUGCGGCUUCAUAUUACCCUUCAUAGUGAUUCUCGUCUGUUACAUCCUGGCUGGAGUAGGCAUCCGACGCACCCGCCUGUCAGGGAAGUCCCGCCCCUUGCGUAUCAUAGCAUGUUUGGUCAUUGCCUUUUUCCUGUGCUGGGCGCCAUACCACUGCCUCUUACUGGUGAAGAUGGUGGACAAUGAAAAUGCAGUGGUGAAAAUCUGGUACCCUGUAGCAAAGGGUGUUGCCUACUUUAACAGCUGUAUAAACCCACUGUUGUAUUUUUGCAUGGGUCUAAAAAUGAAUGAGGGAUUUAAACAGAGUGUGACAAGAGUUUAUAGAAGAGCUUUGGCAGAUGAAAUGGAAGGCCAGACUACUCAGUCCACUGAUCACUCUUAG
This is a messenger RNA of Pundamilia nyererei, 993 nucleotides long. RefSeq names its product formyl peptide receptor 2-like. Lineage: Eukaryota; Metazoa; Chordata; Actinopteri; Cichliformes; Cichlidae. Gene Ontology annotation, cellular component: plasma membrane. Bases 1 to 993 code for a protein of 330 amino acids. Gene Ontology annotation, molecular function: G protein-coupled receptor activity; complement receptor activity. Gene Ontology annotation, biological process: complement receptor mediated signaling pathway; inflammatory response; phospholipase C-activating G protein-coupled receptor signaling pathway. The record is from RefSeq and is a predicted model, not a curated record. The transcript has 3 exons.